Molecule: messenger RNA, 522 nt
Organism: Bombus terrestris (buff-tailed bumblebee)
Lineage: Eukaryota; Metazoa; Arthropoda; Insecta; Hymenoptera; Apidae
Exons: 1
Coding region: 1-522 (173 amino acids)
Source: RefSeq, a predicted model, not a curated record
AUGAUCUAUGGUACGGGUAUACGAUUGCCAGCGGAAUUUUUCGCACCAGCAAAACAAACGGCCAACGCGGAAUUCGCAAACCGUCUGCGAGAGCGAAUGAGCGAGAUCAGACCUCUGCCGACUUCACAACAUGGCGAGAAGAAAACAUUCAUGUUCCGCGAUUUAGAAACGUCGCCGUACGUUUUCGUACGUCACAAUGCAAUCGGAGGAACACUGCAACCACCGUACGAUGGCCCCUAUCAGGAUAUACAGCGUGGGGAGAAAACCUUUAUCAUACGUGUGAAGGAUAAAGGCGUAAAAGUCUCCGUAGACCGUCUAAAACCCGCCUUCAUCGUGUCGGAAGAUAUUGAGCACCUGGAAAGGAAUGCACAAGCCCACGACGUGUUUGUACCUAGGAAAAUCUUCCGACCGCAAAGCAGCGAGCAAGCGCAACAACCCGACGGAGACGCAAGAGCGCAUUACACCACGCGUUCGGGCAGGAGAGUUCGUUUUCCUGUCCGCUUUCAAGCGGGUUUGAAUUAA